GUGAAGCUCUGCAGCUAUCAGCAGUGAAGGAGGCGAAAAAUGUCCCACAGGAAGUUUGAGCACCCAAGGCACGGGUCCCUCGGUUUCCUCCCGAGGAAGAGGGCUGCUCGCCACCGGGGAAAGGUCAAGGCUUUCCCAAAGGAUGAUCCCACCAAGCCCUGCAAGCUGACAGCUUUCUUGGGUUACAAGGCUGGCAUGACUCACAUUGUCAGAGAAGUUGAAAAACCUGGAUCAAAGCUUCACAAGAAGGAAACAUGUGAAGCUGUUACUCUUAUUGAAACUCCACCGAUGGUUAUUGUUGGUGUGGUUGGGUAUGUGAAGACCCCUCGUGGCCUUCGCUGCCUUAACACCGUGUGGGCUCAACAUCUGAGUGAGGAGGUGAAGAGGAGGUUCUACAAGAACUGGUGCAAGUCCAAGAAGAAGGCCUUCACCAAAUACUCAAAGAGACUGGAGACUGAUGAAGGGAAGAAGGAUAUCCAGGCACAGCUGGAGAAAUUGAAGAAAUAUGCAUCUGUUGUUCGUGUAUUGGCUCACACUCAGAUAAGGAAGAUGAAGGGGCUGAAGCAGAAGAAGGCUCACCUGAUGGAGAUCCAAGUGAAUGGCGGGACUAUUGCUCAGAAGGUCGACUUUGCCUAUGGGUUCUUUGAGAAGCAGGUACCUAUUGAUGCUGUAUUCCAGAAAGAUGAGAUGAUUGAUAUCAUUGGUGUCACAAAGGGUAAGGGUUAUGAGGGUGUUGUUACUCGUUGGGGUGUGACUCGCCUUCCUCGCAAAACCCACAGAGGUCUUCGUAAGGUGGCUUGUAUUGGUGCUUGGCAUCCGGCCAGAGUUUCCUUCACAGUUGCUAGGGCUGGUCAGAAUGGGUACCAUCACAGAACCGAAAUGAACAAGAAGAUCUACAGACUUGGCAAGGUUGGAAAAGAGGAACACACUGCCAGUACCGAGUUUGAUAGGACCGAGAAAGAUAUUACUCCUAUGGGUGGAUUUCCUCACUAUGGUGUUGUGAAGGAUGAUUACAUUAUGAUAAAGGGCUGCUGUGUGGGACCUAAGAAAAGGGUGGUGACCCUUAGGCAAACUCUCCUGAACCAGACUUCACGUGUUGCCCUUGAGGAGAUUAAGCUCAAGUUCAUCGACACCUCAUCCAAGUUUGGACAUGGUCGUUUCCAGACAACUGAGGAGAAGCAGAAGUUUUAUGGUCGGGUCAAGGCUUAAGUGUUAUCUUACAGAUAAACUUGGGAUAUUUUGUAGUUUCUAUGGUUAUUUGAUUUCGACAUUUUUGCAGAGUGAUUCAAGACUUUUAAGUUUCUGUUCUGUUUUUGUAACAGCUAAAUUUAUUCUGGUUUGUCUUUUAAAUGGAUUUGGACUUAUAUACUUGGUGCACUUUCUUUUCCUUUUUUUUUUAUCACUUAUUCCAUUUUGAUCCUGACUACCCAUGCAGUGCAAUUAUGUAUUGAUAAUUGGAGAACAAAUCAAACCUGUGAGGUAAAUAAUUGGAGAAUAA
Striga asiatica is the source of this 1498-nucleotide messenger RNA. NCBI's taxonomy places the organism in Eukaryota, Viridiplantae, Streptophyta, Magnoliopsida, Lamiales, Orobanchaceae. The record is from the annotation of a GenBank genome assembly.